GCCGCCAUUGUGCGGCGCUGCUUCCCUCCGAGGGUGUCGGCUGCGGCAAGUGCCUUGGGCUCUCGCUCUCGCUUCUGCUUCUGCUGUCCGGGGAGCCCGGCGGGUCCGGGACUCCCGUCCGUGCCGGUGCGGGCGCCGGCAUGUGGCUGUGGGAGGAACAGGGGGGCCUCCUGGGCCCCUUCUCCUUCCUGCUGCUGCUGCUGCUGCUGGUGACGCGCAGCCCCUUCAAUGCCUGCCUCCUGACCGGGAGCCUCUACCUCCUGCUGCGCCUCUUGAGCUUCGACCCCUUGCCCUCCCGCAGGGCCCUGCAGGUGCUCAAGCCCCGGAACCGCGCUUCCGCCAUCGCCCACCGCGGCGGCGGCCACGACGCGCCCGAGAACACGCUGGCGGCCAUUCGGCAGGCAGCUAAGAAUGGAGCAACGGGCGUGGAGUUGGACAUUGAGUUUACUUCUGACGGGGUUCCUGUCUUAAUGCACGAUAACACGGUGGAUAGGACGACUGAUGGCACUGGUCGAUUGUGUGAUUUGACCUUUGAACAAGUUAGGAAGCUUAAUCCUGCAGCAAAUCACAGAUUAAGGAAUGAUUUCCCUGAUGAAAAGAUCCCUACCUUGAGAGAAGCCGUCGCCGAGUGCCUCAGCCACAACCUCACAGUCUUCUUUGAUGUCAAGGGCCAUGCAAACAAGGCUACUGAUGCUCUAAAGAAAAUAUAUAUGGAGUUUCCUCAACUAUACAAUAAUAGUAUUGUCUGCUCUUUCUUGCCAGAUGUUAUCUAUAAGAUGAGACAAACAGAUCAGAAUGUAGUAACAGCUUUAAUUCACAGACCUUGGUGCCUUAGCUAUACGGGAACUGGGAAGCCACGCUAUGAUACUUUCUGGAAACUGUCCGUGUUUAUGGUAAUGGACAUUUUGCUCGAUUGGAGUAUGCAUAAUAUCUUAUGGUACCUGUGUGGAAUUUCAGCUUUCCUCAUGCAAAAGGAUUUUGUAUCCCCGGACUACUUAAAAAAGUGGUCAGCUAAAGGCAUUCAAGUUGUCGCCUGGACUGUUAAUACCUUUGAUGAAAAAAGUUACUACGAGUCCCAUCUUCGUUCCAGCUAUAUCACUGACAGCAUGUUGGAAGACUGCACAUCUCAGUUCUAGACUUUUCCCCCAGGGAGGAAACACGAGUCCAGAAACUGCCUGCUGGCCUCAUGCAGGGCUAUCCAAAUACCCUUUGUGCUAGCCCGCGCCCUGGGAGAUCCAGUGGCUCGCACAAGCAAUAGUCGUCAUUGCAUUUUUACCUGAACUCAAGCCCGGUGUUGCCAUCAUGCUCCAUGGAAUGCCUGAGUUCAACACUGUUCUUGAAAAUCGGUCUGCCAAAAGGCACAACAGCUCCUGCCCGACCUAGCGGAGGUGUGCACGGAGACCCACUGAGCACAAGCACACAUUGAGUUGUGCAGUUGGGGGGUGCAGGUGCAAAUGCAUGGGAAACGCAUGAUUCCUCAGAGUUGACAUUAUAAAACUUGACACACUUACGUAACUUACGUUAUCUAUUUGUAUUCAGCUAUGUUGAUGUCAAACUUGUGACCCUACUAAUAAAAUCAUUAAAAGGAA
Molecule: messenger RNA, 1589 nt
Organism: Equus quagga
Lineage: Eukaryota; Metazoa; Chordata; Mammalia; Perissodactyla; Equidae
Gene: GDE1
Product: glycerophosphodiester phosphodiesterase 1
Exons: 6
Coding region: 141-1136 (331 amino acids)
Biological process (GO): lipid metabolic process
Molecular function (GO): phosphoric diester hydrolase activity
Source: RefSeq, a predicted model, not a curated record